UCCAAUCUUUCCACUUUCAAGAUAAUAUUUUUCAUCUCCACCGUCCAUUCCACCGUACCCCUCUUAAACCGAAUCCAUUCCCCUUCCGUCUUCCUCGCUGUCCGCAAACUCACACCGAGCUUCAAACUCUCCAUCAAUGGCCUCUCUCCGGCAAACACCAACGGCUCUCUCCCUCAAGGCCAAUCUCCUCUCACCCUCCCUCUGUCUCCCCAAAAACCCUUUCAUCCUCAAAAUCUCCGUUCCGCGCCGCAGCUUCACUGGCGUCAGGAUGUCGGCUACAGUAGCUGGAAGCUACGCGACCGCCCUCGCCGACGUGGCCAAAUCCAACAACACGCUCGAUUCCACCAGCGCCGACAUCGAAAAAAUUGAAAAAAUCUUUGCCGACGAGUCGGUCUACGACUUCUUCGCCAACCCUACCAUCGACGCUGAGAAGAAACGACAAGUGGUGGACGAAAUCUCCAAGUCGUCCGCGCUGCAGCCGCACACGGCAAACUUUUUGAACGUUUUGAUCGACGCGAAGAGGCUGGACGCGAUCAAAGACAUAGUGAAGGAGUUCGAGAUGGUAUACAACAGCAUAACGAAUACGGAAUUGGCGGUGGUGAGCUCUGUGGUGAAUUUGGAGCCGGAUCAGUUGGCGCAGAUAGCGAAGCAGGUGCAGAAGCUGACGGGGGCGAAGAAUGUGAGAAUAAAGACGGUGAUUGAGCCGAGUCUGGUGGCGGGGUUUACGGUAAGGUACGGGAACGGGGGGUCGAAGCUGGUUGAUAUGAGCGUGAAGAAGCAGCUGGAGGAGAUUGCUGCGGAGAUGGAUUUGGGAGAUAUUCAACUUGCUGUAUGAGAAAUUGGCUGAAAUUUAUGAGGCUAAAUUUGUAAAACAGGUGUUAAGAUUUUAUGUGGAAAUUAAGUUUUGGAAUUAAUUGAGGGCUCUUAUUGCUUUAA
Molecule: messenger RNA, 936 nt
Organism: Mangifera indica (mango)
Lineage: Eukaryota; Viridiplantae; Streptophyta; Magnoliopsida; Sapindales; Anacardiaceae
Product: ATP synthase subunit delta, chloroplastic
Exons: 1
Coding region: 137-835 (232 amino acids)
Biological process (GO): photosynthetic electron transport in photosystem I; proton motive force-driven ATP synthesis; photosynthetic electron transport in photosystem II
Cellular component (GO): chloroplast thylakoid membrane
Molecular function (GO): proton-transporting ATP synthase activity, rotational mechanism
Source: RefSeq, a predicted model, not a curated record